This is a messenger RNA of Moesziomyces antarcticus, 1278 nucleotides long. RefSeq names its product alteRNAtive oxidase. The coding region runs from base 1 to 1278 and encodes 425 amino acids. Gene Ontology annotation, biological process: alternative respiration. NCBI's taxonomy places the organism in Eukaryota, Fungi, Basidiomycota, Ustilaginomycetes, Ustilaginales, Ustilaginaceae. Gene Ontology annotation, molecular function: alternative oxidase activity. Gene Ontology annotation, cellular component: mitochondrion. The record is from RefSeq and is a predicted model, not a curated record. The transcript has a single exon.
AUGGUCGGUAUCGGCGGCAACUCUUCGCUGCUGUGCGUCGUGCGCGCCACGCCUUCGGGCCGCGUGCUCGCAUCGAUGCGCACCAUGCCCAUCCUCGCCACGCCCGGCCCUUCGUCGCGUGGGUUCGCCACGGCGCUUCCCACGCGCGGCCAGGUCUCGGCUCCCGCACGCAAGCCGGUGCAGGCCAAGGACCGAGCUGACGGCCCCGGAUUAAGACAUCCGGACGGCAGCUACCUCCUCUUCCACCCGAUCUACUCGGAGCACGAUCUCGACUCGGUCAAGGUCGUCCAUCGCGAGAGCAAGACGUUCGGCGACAAAGUGGCCAGGGCCAUGUGCACUGCCGCGCGAACCAUCUUUGAUCUGGCCACGCGCUAUCCCGAUCACAACGGCGUCAAGUUCCCGCCGCUCAAGCAGGACGUCGAAAAGACCGUCGGACUGCCCUCGCACCUCGCGGCGCAGGUGCACAAGCUCAAGGCAGCCAAGAACGCCGACGAGGCGGCAUCGGAAUCUGCGGCGGUGGUGAAUCGCACCGGUGCGGAUCUGGGCAAGCUCGCGCAGAGCGACGGCGCCAUGACGCUGCAGGAGAUGCGCGAGAAGCGGCUGUGCUUCGGACCGGACGGCUGGCUGAACCGCAUCAUCUUUCUCGAGACCAUCGCCGGCGUGCCCGGCAUGGUGGCUGCCACGUGUCGCCAUCUGCAGAGCCUGCGUCUGAUGAAGCGCGACAAGGGCUGGAUCCACACCAUGCUCGAGGACGCCGAAAACGAACGCAUGCAUCUGCUCACAUUCAUGGAGCUCGCCAAGCCCGGCUGGAUCGCCCGCACCUUCGCGCUGCUGGCCCAGGGCGUGUUUUACAACUUCUUUUUCGUGUUUUACCUCGUCUCGCCGCGGGUGGCGCACCGCUUCGUGGGCGUGCUCGAGGAGGAGGCGGUGAUGACCUACUCGUUCAUCCUCGACGAUCUCAACGAAGGCAGGUUGCCCGAGUGGGAGAACGUGCGCGCGCCCGAGAUCGCUCGCCAGUACUGGCAGCUCUCGGACGACGCCAUGCUCGUCGACGUCAUCCGCGCAGUGCGUGCGGACGAGGCGACCCAUCGACACAUCAACCACACCUUCGCCUCGCUCGAGUCGACCGAUCCCAACCCGUUUGCGCUGCGAGAGCCGCCGGCCAAGAUGCGCGCAGAGACCUACGGCCUCGAACGCCAAGACGCACUCGAGUGGGCCGAGGGAAAGAACCUCGACGACGGCACCACCGCUGCAGCCGCCGCCGAAAAGACCGCAUAA